Molecule: messenger RNA, 3618 nt
Organism: Tachyglossus aculeatus (Australian echidna)
Lineage: Eukaryota; Metazoa; Chordata; Mammalia; Monotremata; Tachyglossidae
Product: store-operated calcium entry regulator STIMATE
Exons: 8
Coding region: 83-976 (297 amino acids)
Biological process (GO): activation of store-operated calcium channel activity
Cellular component (GO): cortical endoplasmic reticulum; membrane
Molecular function (GO): calcium channel regulator activity
Source: RefSeq, a predicted model, not a curated record
CGGAUCGGAUCGGAUCGCACCGGAUCGGGUCUGGUCGCCCCGGUUCUCCCUCUUGCCCGCCGUCCGUCUGUCCGAGCCCGCCAUGCAGGGCCUUGCCGGGAACGCUAGCCGCGGCCUGACCGGCCGGCCUCCCCCCACCGCCUCCCCCGGGGCCGGCGGGAAGCGCGGAUGCGAGAAUGGUGCGUUCAUGGACAGCUUCGGUAUCUUUCUCCAGGGCCUGCUCGGCGUCGUGGCCUUCAGCACCUUAAUGCUAAAGCGCUUCAGAGAACCAAAGCAUGAAAGACGACCAUGGAGGAUAUGGUUUUUAGACACUUCCAAACAAGCCAUAGGAAUGUUGUUCAUCCAUUUUGCAAAUGUCUAUUUAUCAGACCUUGCUGAAGAGGACCCUUGUUCACUAUACCUUAUCAACUUCCUCCUGGAUGCCACCCUAGGGAUGCUACUCAUAUAUGCCGGCGUGCGGGCAGUCAGCAGCGUGGUGGAGUGGCAACAGUGGGAGUCCCUCCGCUUCGGUGAAUACGGUGACCCGCUGCAGUGCAGUGCAUGGGUGGGGCAGUGCGCACUGUACCUAGUGAUCAUGAUGUUUGAGAAAACCAUCAUCCUCAUCGUCGCCCUGAUACCUCAAUGGAAAGAGGUAGCUCUGCUGAAUCCGAUCAAAAACCCCCAGUUGGAACUGGCAAUUGUCAUGCUGAUAGUUCCCUUCUUUGUCAAUGCAUUAAUGUUUUGGGUAGUAGACAAUUUCCUCAUGAAAAAGGGCAAGACAAAAGCCAAACUGGAAGAAAAGGAAGCUGGCCAAGACUCAAGGAAUGGCAGUAAAAUCCGUUACAGGCGGGCGGCGUCGCACGAGGAGUCGGAGUCAGAAAUUCUGAUCUCAGCUGACGAUGAAAUGGAAGAAUCAGAUGUAGAUGAGGACCUCCGGAGACUGACCACCCUAAAACCUGUGAAGAAAAAGAAGCACCGCUUCGGACUGCCCGUAUGACAAUGGUCCCAACCUGAAACCUUGUUCCUGGGGCAGCAGGUUUUCAUUCUGCAGUGUCAUCCCUCCCCACCCCUCUCCCACCCAUACAUCUCCCCUCUCUCUUCUCUCUCCCAUUCCUCCUUUUACCACCCUCCCCACUUCCUGAGAACUGUGACUUGAAAACAGAUGGGAAGAGAAUAGGUGAUCUGAAUGGGUCACAACAGGCAGUUGAAGAUUCUUAAUUCAGUUGCACUAUAAAUAUACUGACCAAAUAUGCAAGAGAGGCUCGUGUUUAUCAUCUUGUACGGAACUUCCGAUGACGGUAUUGAGGCCUAGGUUCACUGAGGUGACUCACCUGUGACUCGUCCACUCAGCAGGUGUUUUAGGCUUUGUGAGAAACAGUCAUAUGUGGGGACAUUCUGGAGGAAAAAAAAAUCAAAUCAACUGGACUGAUCAAGAUGGACCCAGUAUGUUUUCUUACUCAAAGUGGCUUUUGCAACAUUAAUUCCUAGAGCGGGAUAGUUUUAUGGUUACAAGCUGUAACUGAAUGUUUUUAAAGUUUGUGUUUACUUCCUACAAGGUACCUAUGGAACUAAUAGGCGGAACAAAGAUUUUUAAGUCUUCUCGAUCCUGUUUGACUUUUAUAUUUUUAAGUUAUAUUUUCAUACUGUUCUAUUUAAGGACUUUGUUUUCCUCCCCUGCAGAGAAAAAGAAAUCCCUAACCAUUGUUUUGGAUUGGGGAGUGGGGAGGGCACAGUAGAAGGAGAGAUGUCACGGUCGGAAUCGGCAUCUUUUCAUCUCCUCGGUUAAACAGCAAAGCCACAAAAAGAAGCUUUCACCAGAAAUUAUGAAAUAGGAUUCCAUGUUAAAUGUGGGACAUGAGGGGCAGGGCUGCAUGCCCUACUCUGUGGUCCAGGGUCUUUGGAAAAACAGAAGGUGCCUCUGUAGAUUUGAACCUCAUGCACUUUAUUGUAGAAACCCAACUAGACUCCGGAGGUUGCAGAUUUUCAGCCCCUUAGGCAAUUAGUCAUGCAGUGACAUUGACGGAGCGCCUGCUGGAUACUAGGCACUGGGAAUUUGACUUACAAGGAAGACCGACUUCUCCCAAGAAUUUGCAAUCCUCUCAGCCAUUCUAUUGGAGGCAGGAUGUUCCUGCCUCACUUUCUCUCCUCACCCCCGCUCUCUGAAAUGAAAUCAGCUAACAUCACCGAAACUCCACUUGCUCCCACCCGUGCGAGGUUGCCAGCUGGUUUUGCACACACUGCUAGUUAUCUUCGAAGUGUUUACCGACUGCAGCUUCUCAUUCCCUCCAAUCUCAUUUGGCACCCGGGUCUUGCAUCUCUGCAGACCCCAUGAAGAUGCCCAUUGGGUUUUGCUCCACCUUUUCGGUGACCCUGAGCCUGAACGGUCGUCGGAUCUGUUGCAACUAGUGGUUUGGAACGUUUCCUGAAUGACAGAUUAUUUUAUAGAAACUGACAGACACUCUUUCUCCUCCUCCCGUGAAGCCUCGUGCGAGAAACAACAGUGAAGGGAUUUGCCGAAACCAAGAUGGCGAUGAGGACAUUCUGCAAAGAAAAACAAAAGCAGCUGCUAUGGUAUCUGAACAUCCCAUGUUCCAUGCCUUAAGCCAAACUAGUUCAUUGGAAGACAAAACAGUUUGAAACUUUUUUUAUUUAAAAAAAAAUAUUUUAUAUCUACAUCUUAGGUCUUAAUUGUCAUGUGUUACCAAGGCUUCUGAAAAGGGGUCAUUAAGACUUUGGGAAAUGUUCCGCUGUGCACCCCUUUGUUUUCCUUGGCUUGUGUGUAACAUUCCCCUCUGGCUGAUUGGCGAACCAAGCAUUCGGGUGCUAAAGUGCGGCUUUGGCAAUAAGGAGUUGUUCAAUGUAAGUAUGCUGGCUAUUGAGGCAGUGUGAGAGUAAAGCGGUUGGCCGGUCAUGUUGGGCCAAAACGUGCGGAGGGGAAGCCACCUUUGGCCUCCUGUUGCCCCCAGCUUCAUUUAAAUCUGCCUCUGGCCAGGUAAAUCCCCAUGAGGCAGGGUUGACUGGGUCCCUGCCUACUGAUUUUUGCUGUAUGUAAGUCAGAUAGCUGGAGACCUUCCUCCACAGCCCUGGAUCAGCCCUGGGGGAAGGCUGGCUGGCCGAGGCAAUGAUCUGAAGAGUAGCCGGUCUACAGGUGUCAGAAUUUGUUUGGAAAAAACUAAGCCUUCGUUUGUGAAAGGUAAGAAACCAAUUGAUUGGCUGCACUCCUUUCCCUCUCCCUUUGUGCAAACUCAUAGUUUUUGAACAACACACACGGAGCUGAGACUAUAGAAAACAUCGGGAGCUCUUCCUAUUUAUUUUCGUUUGUUUUUGUUUCAAAAAAAAACAACAACCAAGCCUUAAUUGUUUAAAACCCAGCAGUUGUGUUGGGCUGCCCUGGGACCAGCUGCCCAGUUAGGAAUAAGGAACCCGGCCAAGAAGUCCUAUCCCGUGCUGGAUGCAGAGAGGGAGAUGGAGGGCCUAUAUUUCCUUCAACAUCCUUGUUGGUAAAGGACUUGAUCUCUAGUUUGAAUCUUUGUAGUGGACUAGCAGAACAUCUUUGGGAAGAAUUACAAGCCAAAGACCACUGGGAAAAUGUUGCCUUCCUACGCUUAUUGGGAGAAGAUGCAUUUUUAAAAAUGCUGA